GCCAACGAAAGUGUCCCUUGUAGCCCAUUUCCCAUAGUACCUGGCUAUCAAAAGUCCGAGUUGUGUAAUCUGACUUUACAAAACGGCUCUCCCUGGUUUUGCGGUCGACCAAGGAAACAGGAGCUAACAUGUUCAGAUUAUCAACGUGUUAGUUACUGGACAAAAUGCAUCGCUAUGCCAAUUACAACAGCUGAAGAUGUAUUACUAAAACAACGAACCGGCCA
Candidula unifasciata is the source of this 224-nucleotide messenger RNA. Lineage: Eukaryota; Metazoa; Mollusca; Gastropoda; Stylommatophora; Geomitridae. The record is from the annotation of a GenBank genome assembly.